This is a messenger RNA of Colletotrichum aenigma, 1476 nucleotides long. RefSeq names its product Cytochrome P450 monooxygenase gsfF (gene gsfF-4). Gene Ontology annotation, molecular function: heme binding; monooxygenase activity; oxidoreductase activity, acting on paired donors, with incorporation or reduction of molecular oxygen. The transcript has 7 exons. The coding region runs from base 1 to 1476 and encodes 491 amino acids. The record is from RefSeq and is a predicted model, not a curated record. Lineage: Eukaryota; Fungi; Ascomycota; Sordariomycetes; Glomerellales; Glomerellaceae.
AUGAUCUUCUUCAACAGCAAGUACAUGGCCCUUCUUGGGGCAAUUGUCUCGUACAUAGUCGCCAUCUCAAUACUCUGCGCCUUACGUCCAGGCCUUCGUCAGAUACCAGGCCCUUGGAUUGCUAGAUGUAGCCCUAUUUGGAGGGUGAUAUUCGUGUGGAAUGGAAACGCUCAUGAACGAUACCGAGAGCUUCAUGUAAAGUAUGGACCAAUCGUGCGAACUGCCCCGAACGUCGUUGAUAUCUCGGAUCCUUCCGCCAUAUUCACUAUAUAUGGCAUCGGCAGCAAAUUUCUCAAGUCUGCGUUUUAUCAUACCCUAUCAAUGGCAUACGAAGGCAAAAACAUGCCUAGUAUGUUCUCCACCACCGAUCCCGAAGAGCACAAGGCCCUCAAGCGGCCGGUUGCUCAGAAAUUCUCCAUGAGCUCGAUCCGAACACUCGAGUAUCUGGGGCAGGUUGUCGACCUCGGAACCUGGGUUCAGUGGUACGCCUUUGCCGUAAUUGGCGCUAUCUCGUUUGCUCGAAGAUUCGGGUUCAUGGAAGAACGCAAAGACAUCGAGGGAAUGAUUGCGGGUAUCGAGUUCGGACUUGUCUAUGUCGGCCGGGUCGGGCAGGUGCCAUCUCUUCACCCGUUUCUCCUCGGGAACCUCGCCCUUAGGAGGGCUUUUUCUAAACUAGUCCCCGUCUCCAGAGAUCCCAUCGCAACUUCCACAAAGAUGGUGUUGGAAGGCAUCAAGGAGUACGACGCCGAAGAGGCAGACACCACUCAUAGACGAGACUUCCUAGCAUACUUGCGACAGCAGCAGAAGUCCACCGGCACCAUCAUGAGUACGUGGGAGCUUAUGAACCACUUGAUGAACAAUCUUCUAGCUGGAAGUGAUACUACGGCUAUUUCUCUCCGCGCUGUAUUCUACUACCUCCUGAAGAACAAACACGCGUAUCAAACGCUGCAACACGAAAUCGACAAGGCCGACAGGGACGGAAAGCUGUCCCCCGUUGUGCAGUACAGCGAGAGCCUGGAACUUGAAUACUUGCAAUUAUGUAUCAAAGAAGCCAUGCGAAUGCACCCCGGUGUAUCAUAUCCCCUUGAGCGUAUAGUGCCCGAAGGUGGAGUUGAGCUAUGCGGAGUACAGCUCCCAGCGGGAACCAUUGUAGGCAUGAACGCAGCAGUCAUCCAUCGUAACUACGAAAUAUUUGGUGAAGAUGCCGAUGAGUUUCGACCCGAGCGUUGGCUCUGCCCUGAGGAGCAGGCCAAGAACAUGGAUCGGCACUUAUUGACCUUUGGAGCGGGCGCAAGAACGUGCAUCGGGAAAAACAUUUCUAUCAUGGAAGUCGGCAAGUUUGUGCCCCAGAUCCUUCGCCAGUUCGACUUAGAGUGGGCAUCGACCGAGCCAGAAUGGAAAGUCAAGACGUUUUGGUUUGCAAAACAGUCAGGACUUCUGGUCAGAUUCACUCCUCGUGCAGCGGCUAGCAAUUAG